AUGUUUCACUUCAACAUUCCAGAGUCGGCUAUGGGUGUUAAUAUCCGAGCCCAGUCUGGUCAAAACAAAAAUUAUGUACGAUCGGUGAAAGACGUUUGUGAGUUACUGUGGGAUCGUGAACGGCUUCCAUGGUUGUGGCCAACGCCGUUAUGGAUUCUGUCCGGAAAAGCAGCUCGACUCGAGAAAGCCCUAGCCACGGUACAAGGUUUUACUCGUGAGGUAAUUGCGAAGAGGAAGAAGGUUUUUGAGCUAGAAGAAAAAAAUCCGCACAAGAAACCGGCUUUUCUCGAUCUUCUCCUUGGAAUGCAGCGGGCCAAUCGCCUUAGCGACGAUGAUAUCCGAGAGGAGGUUGACACCUUCAUGUUCGAAGGUCAGUACCAAACCUUAUCC
Messenger RNA from Cooperia oncophora, 390 nucleotides. NCBI's taxonomy places the organism in Eukaryota, Metazoa, Nematoda, Chromadorea, Rhabditida, Trichostrongylidae. The record is from the annotation of a GenBank genome assembly.